This is a messenger RNA of Hypomesus transpacificus, 1215 nucleotides long. RefSeq names its product zinc finger protein ZIC 5-like. Gene Ontology annotation, biological process: regulation of transcription by RNA polymerase II; central nervous system development. The transcript has 2 exons. Gene Ontology annotation, cellular component: nucleus. The record is from RefSeq and is a predicted model, not a curated record. The coding region runs from base 135 to 1169 and encodes 344 amino acids. Lineage: Eukaryota; Metazoa; Chordata; Actinopteri; Osmeriformes; Osmeridae. Gene Ontology annotation, molecular function: DNA-binding transcription factor activity, RNA polymerase II-specific; RNA polymerase II cis-regulatory region sequence-specific DNA binding.
ACCAUUUCAGACUAUUGGGACGCUAUAGCUGAUACCUCCUCUGGUGUGAAUACGGUUCCUUGUACUAUCGAGCGAGCAUGGAGGGACGGACCGCCCGGGUGUAACCGAGCCGCGGGGUACCCCUGGACUGCCACAUGCGCCUUCUCAAAACCGGGUGGGGGAGAGAGUUAUACGCGGUUUUAACGAAACCAGAGCGGCUUCAAUCCGCCGACGGAGCUAGCCAGCUGCCCGUCUCUACCAUGCAGCGGGCGGGCGCGCGGCACAAUGGCCUCCCUCCGCUCCGCAACAACAACUCGGUUGCCUCGAGCAUCGCAUCGCCUCCUCGCGCCGCCCCGACUGGCUCCUAUCCGAACGGGGCAAUAAAGACCGAGUUGAUUUGCAAAUGGACCGAGCUUAGCAAAACCUCCAAACAAAAGAUCUGCGAUCUAACUUUCAGUUCCAUGCACGAGCUGGUCGACCACGUCACCAUGGAUCACGUCGCGGGGCUCGAGUCUCUGAGCCAUGUCUGUAUGUGGGAAGAAUGUCUGCGCGAAGGGAAGGCUUUCAAGGCGAAAUAUAAACUGAUUAACCACAUCCGAGUGCAUACCGGGGAGAAACCCUUCUCAUGCUCAUUCCCUGACUGCGGGAAAAUGUUUGCCCGUUCGGAAAACCUUAAGAUUCACACACGCACGCACACUGGGGAGAAGCCGUUCCAGUGUGAGUUCUGCGAGCGCCGCUUCGCCAACAGCAGCGACAGGAAGAAGCACUCGCAGGUCCACACCAGCUCCAAGCCCUACGACUGCAAAGCCCUGGGCUGUGGGAAGUCCUACACUCACCCCAGCUCCCUCCGCAAACACAUGAAGGUCCACGUCAAGGCCUCGCCUACCUCGGAACCACUAGAUCUCAAGAUCCACUUCGACUCCUCCCCCUCAUCCAUCGAGCGCAAGGUCCUCUUCUGCCCCUCCCCCAACUCCGGACCCCUUGACCUCUCCCUAUCGGGGUUGGUCAGGAACCGGGCAAACCCUCCCCCUAGGACACAGAGGAACCAAUCAGUGAACCCCCCUCUACCUCAGGUGACAGACAUGAAGGAGUGGUACGUGUGUACCAGGACCGCCACCCAGAACUACCUCCAGAUCCACCCUGACGACAUUAAGUCAGAACCCAGCGAUGACGACGAGUACAACACGUAACACCAGGCCUCCAGUACUCUGGGGGCGCCGUGUACAUGGGUGGACC